This is a messenger RNA of Uranotaenia lowii, 1304 nucleotides long. RefSeq names its product elongation of very long chain fatty acids protein AAEL008004-like. Gene Ontology annotation, molecular function: fatty acid elongase activity. The transcript has 5 exons. Bases 282 to 1103 code for a protein of 273 amino acids. Gene Ontology annotation, cellular component: endoplasmic reticulum membrane. Gene Ontology annotation, biological process: sphingolipid biosynthetic process; fatty acid elongation, polyunsaturated fatty acid; very long-chain fatty acid biosynthetic process. NCBI's taxonomy places the organism in Eukaryota, Metazoa, Arthropoda, Insecta, Diptera, Culicidae. The record is from RefSeq and is a predicted model, not a curated record.
GCGGACGGCGGACGGCGAUCAACUUUGAACCGGGACAAGAAUUUCACUUAGCCUACGGGUUUUCGUAUUGCUAAAUAGGUCUUUAACGCAGUUCAGAAGGGUUCGCUGAUCGGGAAUGUUGACUGUGGUGGGAUCUAUUCCAUAGUUUUUGCGGUUUUCGGUAGCUAGUGUGAAUUCAAUUAUGGAACCCCCAAAAUUAGUGUCGCUGUGAAGAAUAGGAAAGGCUGAUUUGAAUUUUUUAAAGUGCAUUCAAAUUUUCAGUGUGUUAGCAUACUCUCAGGAUGGCUUUGGUCGCACAAUCGGUAUACGACUAUUACAACUAUUUAUUCCGGGAAUACAACGACCCCAGGGUAGAGCAUUUUCCACUUCUGGGUUCACCUUUGCCAAUCUUCGUGAUCAUCGUAGUAUAUCUGAACUUGGUCAACAACUGGGGCCAAAGAUGGAUGCAAAACCGAAAACCAUACCAGCUGACCACGAUUAUGAACAUCUACAACGGGACCCAGGUGGUGCUGAAUUUGUGGAUCGGCAUUUCGGGAUGGCUCAAUUCGUACUUUUCCGAUGAUUACGAUUGGAUCUGCGAGCCCGUCAAUCAGAAAGUGUCCCCGUCCAGGCAAACGUUAAUUUAUAUGACCUACCUUUACUUUCUGACCAAGAUUAUGGAUUUGCUGGAUACCGUAUUUUUCGUUCUGAGAAAAAAGAACAAUCAGAUCACGUUCCUGCACACGUAUCAUCACGCGGGCAUGGUUUUUGCCACCUAUAUUUUUACGAAGUUUGUCUCAGGCAGUCACGCCACUCUCCUGGGUCUGAUCAACAGUAUGGUGCACGUCAUCAUGUACUUUUAUUACUUCCUCACAUCCUUCAGGCCCGAGCUGAAAAACUCCCUCUGGUGGAAGAGGCACAUCACACAGGUGCAACUGAUACAAUUCCUGAUCCUGAUGGUUCAUUUCGGGUUGCCACUUAUCUUCGGCUAUUGCAACUAUCCUGUCUUCCUUCUGUUCGUCGGUUUCACGCAAAAUCUGUUCAUGUUCACGCUGUUUGCAGACUUCUACGUGAAAACUUACGUGAAGGGUCGGAAAAAGGAGCUGAAGGAUGAAAAGAGUUAAAUUGUAUGAACGUAUUGUAGGUACCAUUCUCGUGAGAUUAGCGUGUAAGUUAGAACGAGCUAAGUCACUUCGAUAAGUGUUUCCCUGAGUUGAUAACUAUUAUUUAACAAACAAUACAAAAAAAAUUAAGACUUUCGGCAUAAAGGACAUUUUGAACGUCAAAUCAAUGAAAUCGUAACUAUAGGUAUCAAUAAAGAAAAC